This is a messenger RNA of Zeugodacus cucurbitae (melon fly), 4402 nucleotides long. RefSeq names its product protein Teyrha-meyrha (gene tey). Gene Ontology annotation, molecular function: ubiquitin protein ligase activity. The coding region runs from base 924 to 3404 and encodes 826 amino acids. The record is from RefSeq and is a predicted model, not a curated record. Gene Ontology annotation, biological process: protein ubiquitination. NCBI's taxonomy places the organism in Eukaryota, Metazoa, Arthropoda, Insecta, Diptera, Tephritidae. The transcript is spliced from 9 exons.
CCGCAAGUGUUUUGCGGCAAUUCAGUUUAGCGCAGAAAUCGCGUUAACGCGGGUGUCGCCAACAUACGGAGUAUACAAGACGAGUACGUGCGGACGGUGAAAACGUAUUGAGUGCACAAAAACAAGUAGAAAUUAAAGAAACGUUAAGUAAAUAGCUAAUAAAUGUAUGUGAUAGGUGGGGUGUACAAAAAAAGUUUGUCAUAAAUGCAUACACACACAUAAUUACAUAUACAUAAAUACCUAGUUACACAUGUGUAUGUACUCUGGCAUAUAUGGUAACUAAAGAAAAAAAAAUACAUAAAAUGAAAUUAAUUAACUGCGCUGCAGUAAGUUCGAUGCAGUGUUUAGUGGCAGCAGCAGUUGUUCAGUAGUAAUUAAAUUCAUGCACGUCGCCAAACUAAACGUCAACCAGCAGACACCUACGGCGACAGUUCGUUCGUGAGCGCUUCCAAUUAACAUAAUACACGCGAAUUCUAUGAUUGUGCCAAUAAAAAAUAAACAAAAAUAUUUAAAAAAUUAAUUAAAUUAAUUGCAAUAAUAACACAAAAUAAAAAAAUAAAUGUAGAUAUUAAUUAAUAAAUUAGUGAAAUUAUAAUUAAGUAAAUAAAUGUGUUGAUGCCAAUUACCAACUUGCAUUUGGUAUAGCAAUUUAAACAUCAAACAAAUGUAUGUUUCAUUGUGUAACAAUAAAUUAGUAAAAUGUGCAUACUGUUGAACAUUAUCAGUACCGUGAUUUGAAUUCACUAAAUAAUUAAUUAUUAUUAUAAAUAAAAAAUCUAAAUAUUUGAUCAAUCUAAAAAUCAAUUACACUUUCAAAAGAGUGCAAACAAUAAGUGCAAUAGUGUCAUUUUAUAAUAAAUUAAUAACAACAGUUGUUUGCUUUGUUCGGUGCGAGCGUUUGCCGACGCCUAUAGGCGUGUAGUAUGGAAAGCAACGCUUUUGGUAGCAGCCAUUUGCCGUCACAAGCUUUAGUCGUACUUUCGGAGGCUGCCUCCGGUUUGCAUGAGGCUUUGAGGGGCCAACGGCCUUUCCCACCUAGAUUACCCGACGCCAAAGAUCUGCACAAUAUGUCACUUGUCGGUAGCUACGGCACACACCUGCUGCACAGCUUCCAUCCCCACCUGCUACAGACGCUCAACCAUGGCAUGUUGGCGGCGAAUGGCGGCCCAGCGAGUUACUUUGCCAGCGACCGGGGACUCGGCAAACCAUCGGUAUUAUCGAAUUUCCAAUUGCCGUCGGCGUUUUCACCACCAAAAUAUAUUGGCAUAUCACUGGAUCAGAAUCUCUUCAAUGGCAACGAUUCAUUUCGCACAGACUCGGCGAGUCCCACAUGCACUUCACACGAAUCGAUGGAAGGAUCAAACGAUUACGACAACGGUGAAAAGGGUGAAAGUCCGCGCAGCAACAACUCCGAUCCGAGGGAUUUAAGGCAUGUACACAACAACAAUGGCGGUGGCAGCAGCAGCAGUAGCAGUAGCGGUGGUGGCAUGGUUGGCAUCAAAGCGUCAUCAGCAGCUUCAACGGCCACUUCCAUGGCGGCCGCCGCCGCUGCUGUAGCCGCCUCAGUGGCGUCGACCACAUCCUCGCCCGCGUCAGUAAGUCAUCUCGGCCAUCACCAUCAUCACACACAUCAUCAUCACCAUCAUCCGAACGGUGGUCUGUUGGCCGCAGCGAGUCUGGGCGGUAUGGGCGGCCUUGGUAUACCCGUGAGCUGUGCGGGUUUGCGUAGUGUGGCGAGUGGUCUCAGUGGCUUGACCACAGCCGGUGGAGUUGGUGUGGGCAUUGGCAGCGGUGGCAGUUCGAGUGGCAGCAAUAGUAGCGGUGGACUAGCGAGUGUGCUCAAUCUGCCGCCGGGUCAUGUGCCGGAUAUUUGCCCAAUCUGUGGUAUAAAAAUUUCGGCAGAAGAAUGGAAUUCACACUUUCUAACCGAACUAGACCGACUCUAUAAGCUGAGCUCGGGUAUGGAACGUACGAAUUUACAGGCAUCCUAUAUGUUUGCGCCGCCAUGUCCGGCGCAGGAGAAUGCCAUACGCACCAGCCAUAAUCGUUGGGAGACUUUUCAGCGGAUACGCAAUAACAGGCAAAAUCGUUUGAGAAUAAAGGGACGAAAACGAAAAUAUGGCAACGAUUUAUACUUUAUGGAGAAUCUGUUCUGUAAUUCCUGUCCGAUAUGCAAGCGAAAAUAUGCGAUUGAAGCCGGAAAAAUGCCACCCGAGGAGGAUACCAAAAUGCAAGAAGAAAUUGAAACGGUCGACGUUGAGAGUUGUAAUGAUGAUGUGCCCGACUCCGGCUCCGAAUUGACGACGCACUCUCAACUCAGUGUGAACAGCAUGAGUCACGGUCACCACAACAACAUUGUCAAUACGACAUUAGGCAGCAAUAUGCAUAGUAGCAAUAGUCAACCAGGAAAACUGGAUGGCAUCUUAUUUCGAACGGCAUGUGUUAUGAAUAAGGAUACGAGUAGUAAUGAGGAUGAUUUGAAUGCAACCAGCACCAGUGGCGGCGGUGGCGGUAAUAUAACGCAAGCGUGGAAUCAGCCACAACACCAUCCAGCGUCCACGAUUACAGCGCCGCAAGGACAUAUCAGUGUGAAAAAUGUCAGCGAACUGUCAUCGACAACUCAUCACUUCUACAACGCGGACUCGUGUGGCGCCGUUGAUGAGCGCUCCAGCGGCGGUGCUGCGGGCGGCGCAAAUUGUAACGGCAAGGAUGUUGCGAUGGAAACAUGCAAUGCCAACGACAGCGACGAGGAUGUCAUUGUGGAUGACGAUGAUUCUAUUAAAAUGACGAAUCUCUGCAGCAGCAAAAAACGAAAGUACGAUGAAACUGUAGUUAGUAGCAGGACUUCGGAUAAUCACUCGCCGAUGGUUGAACAGGAGCGACCACGUUCGGAACCGCAAGUGACCAGCACCGAGCCAAACAUUGAGUUAGCUAAUAAUAACAAUAACAACAACAAUAAUUCCAAGUAUAGCACCUUCGAGGAGUUGCGCGCUAAACAGCAGCAGCAACAACAUCAACAAGCGGAAGCAGAUAAUGCCCACAGUAUGGGUGGUGGCGGCGGCGGUGGUGUUAGCGGUGGCAAUUGUGGCGCCAAUGCAAAUCUAAUGGCAGCGGCGCAUACGCAAAUGGACUUAAAGGUGGGAUUUAGUUCGGAUAAUAAACCGGACGAUGAAAACAAAUGUUUCAUUUGUAAGACAGGUAUAAAGGACUUUGCAACGGAGUCCUUCUUCCGCGGACGGAAUUUAUAUUUCCAUCAAAGUUGUGCCAAUGUAAUGAGCAGCUAUCGGCUGAGUAAGGACUUGCAGCAGCAGCAGCAGAAUCUGCUACAACAACAACAACAGCAGCAGCAACAACAACAGGAGGUACGAAAAUCGCCAUCACCACAACAAUUGGUGAAUCUUUAAGAAUUUAUGCAACAAUCUCAAACACAUACAUAGUAUAUAUCGUUAUAAGAAAACACACGUGGAACCCGUCAAAUAUGUAUGAUAACUAUGAUUUCAACUGAUAACUGUACCGAUAUACAUCUAAAAUUGCGUAUGAUCUGACUGUAGUUGUCUGUAUAAACAUUAGGGAUGUUCUUAUAUUAUAAUUUUAUUUUUUUGCUUUGAAAGAUUGCCUUGUGAUUUUUGGCGUCCUGAUUUGAGGUGAAUUUACUCCCAACCAAAAAAUUGUUCAAGUAGGAAGUAAAUCUUCAGAAAAUGGUGGGAGUGAUAGCACAUCCCAUUUCGUUCUGGAAGAAUUAAUCCUUGACGUUCCUUAUGAUUGUGAACGGUCGCAGUAGACUAAUUAAACCUUUCAGCAAUCUCUCGAUUUGUUAUUCGACGACGUACACCGAUCAACGAUUUUUUUAUCCACAUCGGCUUCAAGAGGCCUUCAAGGAAGUGGAGGAUCAUUAAGAUCAAACCAACUUUGGCAUUAGCAUCAUCUUCUCCAUACACAUCACAUAAUUUUCGCCUUGCUUGAACUGGUUUUUUAUUCUUUAAAUAUGCCGAAAAUACUGUUUUAAAUUACCCAUCUUCAACAGGGCACCAAACUAAAACUAUACCAAAAAAGUUUUUUUCCUAAAAAGGCCUACUUUAUCAAUUGUUCAUAUAUAUAAUAUAACGGUAAAGCAGUUAGAUGUAAAGUUGGAUGCAAAUAUGUAUUCAAUAAGAUCAGCUGAUGUCAUCAAAUGAAAUUACUUAGUGAACGACCAAUAAAUACUUUCUUGACAAAUACUAUGAUUCAUCCGUUGAGUCCAAUUUUCGAUGACUCGUUCGAGUAUUUCAACUGUGAUGUUUUGCUCCAAAGCAUGAAUCGAAGCGGGAUUGUCCUCAUAAAAAGUCUAACGGUAUGAUAUCACACAAUCUUGGAGGUCAAUAGACCGGAAAAAAUGUGAAAUUAUCUGCUCACCGAAGUGCUC